This is a messenger RNA of Aspergillus melleus, 942 nucleotides long. RefSeq lists its product as uncharacterized. Gene Ontology annotation, biological process: tripeptide transport; allantoate transport; transmembrane transport. Gene Ontology annotation, molecular function: dipeptide transmembrane transporter activity; allantoate transmembrane transporter activity. Gene Ontology annotation, cellular component: plasma membrane. Lineage: Eukaryota; Fungi; Ascomycota; Eurotiomycetes; Eurotiales; Aspergillaceae. Bases 1 to 942 code for a protein of 313 amino acids. The transcript is spliced from 3 exons. The record is from RefSeq and is a predicted model, not a curated record.
AUGAACGGUCUCGCCCAAGUAAUCGGCUCGUUGCUGAUGUAUGGAAUUGGGAAAAAUACACAGUUGGGCCUGGCACCGUGGCGUGUCUUGUUCCUCGUCUGUGGCGCGUUGACGACCUUUUCGGGGAUCUUGUUUACCGUCCUGAUGCCAAACGGCCCGCAAGAUGCCUGGUUUCUGAACGCAAGAGAGAAGGAUGUUCUGAGAAUGCGCAUGGCGGCCGAUAAUGAAGGUGGAGACGCCAGACGUUUCUCAGGGGCUCAAUUCAAGGAGGCGAUGCUGGAUGUGAAGUCGUGGUUGGUGUUUGGUUUUGGGCUGUUGGUUACGAUGCAGAGUCCAGUUUUGACGUUUGCAUCUCUCGUCAUAAACAACAUUGGUUACGACAAAUACGAUACUCUGCUUCAUACUGCCCCGUCCGGGGCUGUUCAAAUCGCAUUUAUCUGGAUAGCUGUGAUAGCAUGCCUAAUUUUCCCCGGGAGGCGAUCGGUAAUCGUGAUGUUCUUGAUCAUCCCACCUCUAAUAGGGAACGUAUUACUGUUGAAGCUGCCUCUUUCAGCGCAAUGGGGUCUAAUUAUUGCCUCGUGGCUGGCCUCGUGUAUAUCAGACGUCAUGGCUAUUUUGCUCAGUCUCAGCGCUUCGAACGUGAAAGGAAAUACAAAGCGGGCUGUCGUUAACAGUCUGUUCUUCAUUGGGUACUGCGUUGGAUGUAUUGCGGCGCCGCAGCUGUGGACAAAGAAACCGCGGUAUUUUGAGGGAGUUAUCACUGCGAUCGUGACAUGGUGUUUGUUGUUUGUUGUCGUGGGUAUCUACUGGGUUAUAUGUGCCAAGGAGAAUACAGCUAGGGAGGAGAAAGAGAGAUGUGGCGAGGUGGAAGUAGCUGAGGUCGAACCCGAGGAAGGUGAUGUUACUGACAAGCAGGAUAGAGGGUUUAGGUAUAGUUUCUAA